CACAUUUUUAGGGUUUCUCUUUCGUUCAUUCUUAGGGUUUCAAUUUCAACCCUCCCAAACAACAAUCACACACGAACAUGGAUACUUCAAAUCCUGCUGCGUUUGUCAAUGCCCAGUCUCUUCCCAAUUUCAUUGGAAAGAAAGUAAGAACAGUGGUUCAGGUGAAUCAUUCUGACGGCGUGACGAUCACAGGAAAAUCCACCGAUGACUCUCAGAUAACUGUUAAAGGGUUAUCAUCACAAGUCCCAGUCAUGAAUUAUGUAGAAGUUAUUGGCAUUGCUGAGAGUAACAACUCUAUCCGCGCUGAAAUUUUCACAGACUUUGGUGCCACAUUUGAUGUCAACUCUUACAAUCAGUUAUGCCAACUAGCAAAUGGUCAAUUCAAAAGUCUGUUUCUUUAGGGAUCUUGAAGAUUGAUGGACGAGCUACCGGAUGGAAUUGAGUUGCAGCUCUUAUGCUAAAAGAACCUGCAUACUUUUUAGCAUUUUAUGAUAGGAACUACUAUAUAUGUAUAUGUUUAUUUUCUUGAGGAUCCGACAUGCAGACAUUUGCUUUGUUUGAACUGUUUUAUGUUUUUGAAAUCCCCUUAACUAUUUUUAUGCUAUGUCUAGUUUGGUUUAUA
Molecule: messenger RNA, 622 nt
Organism: Trifolium pratense (red clover)
Lineage: Eukaryota; Viridiplantae; Streptophyta; Magnoliopsida; Fabales; Fabaceae
Product: replication protein A 14 kDa subunit A-like
Exons: 3
Coding region: 78-401 (107 amino acids)
Biological process (GO): DNA replication; DNA repair; DNA recombination
Cellular component (GO): nucleus
Molecular function (GO): DNA binding
Source: RefSeq, a predicted model, not a curated record